Messenger RNA from Mesorhabditis spiculigera, 2118 nucleotides. NCBI's taxonomy places the organism in Eukaryota, Metazoa, Nematoda, Chromadorea, Rhabditida, Rhabditidae. The record is from the annotation of a GenBank genome assembly.
AUGAAGUUCGGCGAGCAGCUGGUCAGCCAUCUGACGCCGGAAUGGCGGAAGCAGUAUAUCGAAUAUGAGCGCCUAAAGGAUAUGCUCUAUCAAUUCAUGAUGGAGAUGCCCACAGAUGAUGAAAGCCGUGAAGCAUAUAUGUCACAAAUAGAUGAGAAAUUUUUCAACGAAUGCGAGAAGGAGCUAACCAAAAUCAACCUAUUCUUCUCCCAGAAAAUUGCUGAAGCCCAAGGAAAGAUUCAUGAGCUCCAAAGUGAGCUUAACCAAUUCAAAGAAAUGGGCGGAAGUGGCGACCUAAAAAGCGGAAUAAGGAAUCGAUUGACUGGAGAUAAAUUGCAAAAAGAACGAGCGAAAACAGGGCAACAACUCAAGCUAGCCUUUUCUGAAUUCUACUUGAGUCUGGUGCUCGUCCAGAACUAUCAACAAUUAAAUGCCACCGGCUUCCGCAAAAUUCUAAAGAAGCACGAUAAGCUGACGAUGAACGAGGCUGGACUGCAAUGGCGCAUCAACAAGGUCGAGAAGAGCGGUUUCUUCUUAAACCGUGAGAUCGAGACCUUGAUCAAUUCUGUCGAGACAAAUGUAAUCAACGAUUUGGAAGGUGGUGAUCGUCAGGCUGGAAUGAAAAGGUUGAAAGUGCCCCCGCUGUCAGAGAAGCAGUCUUCAUCGACUACCUUUUCACUUGGAUUAUUCAUGGGAGCAGCAACUAUCCUGAUUAUUGGGAUUAUAUUGUCUCUAGCGGCUUCACCACCUAGAGACAAUGAACCUAAAUGGGUGGCGGUCCGUCUAUUCCGAGGUCCACUGCUGCUAUUCAUUCUGAUCUUUCUUUGCGGUGUCAAUAUGUAUGGUUGGGCAAAAGCGGGAGUCAACCAUGUACUAAUCUUUGAAGUUGAUCCCCGACACCAUUUAACAUAUCAAGAUUUGAUGCAAAUUGCUGCUUUCAUGAUGGUCCUUUGGGCAAGCGCGGCUCUAGCGUACAUCUACGCUCAUCUAUUGAGAAUUCCACCAUUCCUACCCCCGCUAGUAUUGAUGUCCAUCAUUUGCGUGAUGAUGUUCAACCCGUUCAGCAAGCCAGAUUCUGUAUUCCACCGUAACAGUCGAUUCUGGCUGCUUCGCCAUUGCUUCAACUGUUUCUCAGCACCCUUCCACUUCGUGACAUUCACCGAUUUCUGGCUGGGAGAUCAGAUGAAUUCUUUGACAACCGCUUUUCAAGACUUCCAAUACUUUAUCUGCUUCUAUACCACUGAAGUGGAUUAUUCUAACGGUUGGAUGGACGUGAGAACAGUGAACGCCACAACGGGAGCUGCAAUUCCUUGGGGGUAUGUCGAUGCGGGCACAGGGAAGGACAUGUGCAUGUCGGCAUCAGGUAUUCGGUCCCUGGUGGCUAUUAUCCCUGCCACGGUGCGUUUUAUGCAAUGUCUACGCCGUUAUCGAGACACAAAGCACGUUCACCCCCAUUUGGUCAACGCGGGCAAAUACGCAACCACAUAUCUAACAGUGGCCUGCGGAGCCUUGAAUAAAUGGGCAGAGAAGUCAAAUCCCAAUGAAACGAGCAUCUUCUUCUAUAUCUGGAUUGCCUCAUACAUCUUCUCAUUCACCUAUACAUUCCUUUGGGAUGUGUUUAUGGAUUGGGGUCUGAUCGAUCCUCGAGCCCCAAAAGAGGCUCCAUUGCUGCGUGAAGAAAUGAUCUAUGGAUCGAAAUGGUAUUACUAUCUCGCCAUUCUCCAAGAUUUCGUGCUUCGUCUUUCUUGGGUGCUCAAUGUAUCAUUGGGCGAAGCGUGGACACUGGAGACCGACUUGCUGAUGUGCAUCACCGCUCCACUCGAAAUAUUCCGGCGAUUCGUGUGGAAUUAUUUGCGAUUGGAAAACGAGCACGUGAAUAAUUGCGGUCAAUUCCGAGCCGUGCGUGAUAUUUCGGUGAAGCCGAUUCGAAAAGGAGACCUCGAAUCGCUGUUGAACAAGAUGGACCAAGUUGAUGGGGUCACUCAUCGCGGCCACGACCUCAUCGAGCGGGUCAAGAAGCAAAAGAAAGCCGCUAAAGGCUCUCGCCAGCUGCUUAAAAAGACACGUUUCACGCGGUUGGUGGCACCUCAGGUUGUCGGUAUUCAAGAAACUAGGCAU